Molecule: messenger RNA, 518 nt
Organism: Owenia fusiformis
Lineage: Eukaryota; Metazoa; Annelida; Polychaeta; Sabellida; Oweniidae
Source: the annotation of a GenBank genome assembly
CUUUGGACCAAUAUAGAAAAACGUAAAAUAUACACUCUUAUAUAAUAGAUGGCUACAAAACAGCAACUCAAAGAGGAGGCAACAAGAAUCCUACAAGACCAUGUUAAUGAGAAAACAUCACAACUCUUGCUUCUACAGUCAGAAAAAUCUCAACAGGAAAAACAAUUCUUUGAUCAGCUUGAAAAAAAACUGAAGGAGAAAUCCACUGGACAGGAAAAUGCAAAGGACAAUGGAGCACGAAGAAGAAGGUCUGGUUUGGCCAAUAUUACACAAUUGCAGGAAAUGGCUAAACUCCAUCAGAAUCAACCAUAUGAUGAGUCAUUAGAAGUACCUGAUUCAGAGGAAGUUGCAAGUAAUUAUACACCCAGCCCUAGGGCACCCAUUGGAGGGGGAAGAAGUAGAGGAAACACACCCCCAGAUUCCAGGAUGGAUGACGAAUUUGAUGAAGAGUUUGAGCCCCAGGCUCCUCCAGCCCAACAGGCUCCACUGCAGGCCAAACCUCCAAAGCAACCUGCAGC